Molecule: messenger RNA, 1600 nt
Organism: Bradysia coprophila
Lineage: Eukaryota; Metazoa; Arthropoda; Insecta; Diptera; Sciaridae
Source: RefSeq, a predicted model, not a curated record
CAGUUUUACCACUAGAAGUAGCUAGCCGUCUCUCAAUAAAUGUAUUCAGUUGUAGUUAGAGAACGACUGCUUAAACAACCUACUCGUGUGUAUAAAAAAGAUCCAAGCUAAAUCAAAACAAAUAACAGAAACAGCGAGAGUAUAAAUACAAUAUGGCAUCACGAGACGAACAAUCGGAUUUAUUUUUGAAUAGUGACGCAGUUGGUGAUGAUUUCUUCUACGACAUUAUCGAAAAGAAAUUGGACAUCAAUCGGGAUAAAUUUACGAUUCGGUUAGUUUUGCUGUCGCCAGCAACUGGUAAAAAUGAAAAUUUCGUUUCGGUUGUGUAUCGGGCCAAAAUUAAAAUUGAAAUGCUCGAAACGAAAUUACGGCGUUCGGUAGAUGUGAUCGUAAAAGUUCUCUUGUCGACAAUGGAAGAACUGAAAGCAUUCAGCGUCUUCCCGCGCGAAAGAUUCAUGUACGAAGACGUUCUUAGCAGUUACGAACGUAUUUGGCUGGAUCGGGCUGGUGAAAAAAUUCGAUUCGGACCGAGAAGCAUCAAAUUCGAAACGGAUCCGUACGAAAUCAUUGUUCUUGAUGAUUUGAAAGCGGAAAAAUAUGAAAUGUUGAAAAGACAGGCUGGACUCAAUUUGGUGCAAGCGAAAUUAUUACUUGAGAAACUUGCUAAAUUUCAUGCAGCCAGUGCAAUUCGUUACCAAACGGAUGGCAUACUGCAAAACUAUUUCGAUCGUAAGUCAACAAUGCCCGAAUUUCCAGAAGACAGUCCAUUCAUACAAGGUUUCAAACGGAUGCACCAAGGUUUUGCCGAUUCGGUAAAAAAUUACGGCGAUUGCGACGAAGCAGCUGCUAAAAUAGCUAGCUGGGAUUUCAAAAAGUUGCACAACGUGUGGGUGGACGCGGCCGUACCGAUGGGCUGCGGAUUUCAAGUGAUGAAUCACGGUGACAUUUGGCUGAAUAACAUGAUGUUUAGGUCUGACGAGGACGGUAAUUCAGUGGAUGUUAAAUUGAUCGAUUUUCAAAUAGCGUUCUGGGCAAGUCCCGUUCUGGAUCUGUUAUAUUUUCUGGUGUCUUCGGUUGCUGACGACAUAAAAAUCGACCAUUUCGACGAUUUAAUCGAAUUUUAUCAUGAACAGUUGACGUCGGCUUUAAAACGGGUGAAAUUCGAUCAACAUAUUCCGACAUUGUCAGAAAUUAACGUCGAUUUACUUGAGAAAGGAGGAUUUGCUUGUGUAUGCCUAAUGUUCAUACUUUUCGUCGUGAAAAAUGAUUCGUCCGAAGAAAUUGAUAUGGAAACAAUGAUGAGCGGAGACGCGGACACUUUGCACCGGUUUUACAAUGGAGACGGCUAUAAAAAAGCGGCCAAAUUGUGGUUGCAUUUUUUAAACAAAAGAGGAUUCUUGGAUACUUUGAUUGUCGAAGAGAAACAAGAAGGACUUUGAUACAAAGAAAAUAGCAGUCGUACGUCUAUGCGCGUUUGAAUGGGAUAAAUGUCAAGCCACGACGGAAACGGGUUUUUCUUCUCUUUGUUAAAAGACGACUCACUUUAUACACAAAAGUUUGUGAGUAGGAUUUUUUUCAUUAAAGAUAAAAUUUGAUAGGA